Messenger RNA from Moneuplotes crassus, 1420 nucleotides. NCBI's taxonomy places the organism in Eukaryota, Ciliophora, Spirotrichea, Euplotida, Euplotidae. The record is from the annotation of a GenBank genome assembly.
CAAUUUUUAAGGACUAACAAUAAAUAUGAAGCUUAAGACACGGUCGGUGAAAAAGAGAGAUCUGAAAGCUUUGCAGAAGCAAAGUGAGACAGAUGACGCUGAAGCUAGCUCCUACUCACAAGUAGCUAGUUGAACCACCAAGCCCAACCUUGAAGACAUCAUUAUUUGACAGAUUUGUAAGGAUCAGGUUGAUAAAGACCAUAAAAUGUGCCCCAAAUGUAGCUGAAUUUGGUGCAGUGAAUGCAUUCAACCUUGAUUUAGCAAUAAGAAAAGUGUGAAUUGUCCCAAUUGCAGAGGAACUAUCCACAAAAAGAGCUUGAAGAAGCUUCCAUUGUUUGAAAAACUCAAAGAAUUCUUUCAGGAUGUCACUACCUUUCCUCCAGCUCCCAAGGUAACUGGAUGUCCGAUCCAUAAUCUCCCAGAUGAAUAUUAUUGCAAAGAGUGAGACAUCUUGUGAUGUUCCAGGUGAGCUCUCCUGAGUGAGAGUCACAAGACACAUUCUUUUGUCUCUCUAGAAGACAUUUUUAAAGUCAAAAAGGAGUCAAUCUUGCAGUUACAAGAGAAACUCAGAGGGCUGGCAAAACAAUGUCAGAAUUUGUUAGAUGCCUCAUCUAAAAAUGUUGGGAGAUCUAAGAAACAUCUCUCUAAUUUGAAAGGACAAUUCGAAAGAUGAGCCAAGGACUGGAUCGAUCAGUUUGAGGCAAAAUUCAAUACUCAGUUGGAAGCUGAGUCCAAUUGUAAGAACUCUAUUGAAGAACUUCUCACAGAAGCAAAAGCUCAGAAUAUUGAAUUUCAGAACCUUCUUGAAAGAGACGACAAAGCUAACUUAAUUAGAAGUUAUAACGAAGUUGCUCAUAAUGCUAGAGGAAUUCUUGUUAAGCAAGAUAACCUUAAAGUAUCGAAGGUCGUUGGAGGAGAGGACAUAGAAAAUCAUUUCCUUCCUAAAUACACCGCCCAAGAAUGAGCCAUUCCUUCUAUAACAAAUGAGACUCCAGAAGAUCAGUACCUCUACUCUCAAGAGUUUGUGGUAGUCAAGGAUAAAUUUAAACUCGGAGCAAAGGUAAUACAGGAGAAGAACACUAAGAAGGUCCAAAUUUCCCUAAGGAUAUAUAAGCCUAACGCUAGAGAGAAGCAAUACCAAGUUCUGCUGUAUCAUCCUAAAAGCGGUAAGCUGAUGGAUGAGUUCUUCCUGUAUGUGGACAAGCAAAAGCAGGCUGAGAAGCAUAUCUUAACGACAAUAGCAAUGAACAAUAAUUUUGAAGAGCUCAAAUCUGAUGAUGGUAGACUUAUCUUCCAAAUUAAGGUUCGACCAGCCAGUUAUUUACAAGUGACUUUGGACCAACAAGACUAUAUUGAACAACUAGAGAGAGGUAAAAAUGAACCACUCUUGUAAUUUAAAGAUUUUCUCCGAAAUUUUCUG